This is a messenger RNA of Schistosoma spindalis, 2184 nucleotides long. The record is from the annotation of a GenBank genome assembly. NCBI's taxonomy places the organism in Eukaryota, Metazoa, Platyhelminthes, Trematoda, Strigeidida, Schistosomatidae.
UUUUGUUUUAAUUCUUCACCUGGGGAGAUGCUAACUUUUUAAUCCUCCUAAAUUUGUUAGAUAUGGUACUGGAUUUUAAUGGGAUUAACCUUACAACAAUCAUCUUGAUCAGGAAAAAUUGAUUUGUAUUGGAUAUUUAUUUAAAAUGGAUCCUUAUAGUCCAUCACAUCCGACUGAUCAGGAUAUGGAUUUAGAGUCUAAUUCUCCUGCAACUCCGGAACAAGAUGCUAAUCAGAACCAAUUACCUCCUGACCAGUCUCUUAGUGAUGUUGUGCCAUUGCUUUUUAACUCUAAUACAUUUGACUGUGCGCAGGAUACUAAUGUUCUUCAACCAAACCAUAAUGUGGAGGGACCACACUCCGAGGUAAGCAACGAACCUAAUUCAUCAGAAGAAAGAGGGUGCGUUCCGCCUUUUUCAGUUAAGUCAGCUGAAGAAAACGUUCCCGAAGAGACGAAGCACGACUAUCAAGCUCACACAAGACCGUCCAGUGUCCACAAACGGUCUGUCCAACCGCAUCACCGUAGGAGUAGAUCACGUUCUCCCAAAAGAGGUAAUAAGUUCGAGGAUAAGAAAAGUAGGAGGUCCCGGUCUCAUUCAAGGCACCGUGUUCGCAAGCACCGUUCGAGAUCUCGUUCCAAAGAACGCAGACGGAGCCGAUCUAGAACACCUCCAAGACAUUCUCGAGUAGUUGAACGCCUCCCGGGUCCACGUUCUCGUUCGCGAUCUCCAGCUAAAUCAAGAAGGUCGGUUAAUGAAAAACGUGUUUCCCGGUUUUCUGAUGAACCAGAUUUUUCGUAUAAAGCGAAGGAACGGGACUCUUUCGUUGGUGGUGGACACAAAGACUCGGACUCGGUACGUUGGGACGUUUCACAACAUGUGGAAGAACAGUCUGCACCUGAGGCAGGCAUAACAAAUGAACCAACUAACUCCCCAACAGGGUUGAAUGAUGCAAAGCAUGUCCCUAACGUUACUGUCGAUAUAUUCCCUCAAAGUCAACCGCGAUCCACUGUUCAACCUUUGAGCAGGUGGCAAAAUGCUGCUUGUAACAACUCUGCUUUUCUGCACAGGAUCCCACAAAUGAAUUAUAGUCCUAUGCGAUUUCCUCAAAAUAACUAUGGACUUAUGGGGAUUUCCACUUCAACAUUCCCAUCAGGCGUAAUACCAUAUCCCAGUGCACCAAUGCCUCCGAAUUUUAUGCAGCCACCUCCUAUGAUCGUCCCCAGAUUGAGUACAACCAUGCUUCCUGGGACUAAUUCAGUUUUCCCUGGUCAAUGCAUGCAAUCAGUGCCGAGCUUGCCUAUGGUAAUGUCGGGUCCUGGUUUCCAAACUAAUGCUCUGCCUCCACCUCCUCCUCCACCACCACCGCCACCACCUACAUUUGCGCAGCAGAUGCAGGCCCCAGCUUCCAAUCUCUUAGAAACCUUAAUGAGCAGGGCAGGUCUACCUUGUAAUACACUAAGCGAUUUGAAUCUAAAUACUAAACCAAAUGACAAACCUGAUUCUGUUCGUGAGAGCUCUCCCAUGAAGCAAAUCAACAAACUGUUAAGCUCAGCUGCAAGUUCUCUUUUAAACCAACUUGCAGGUAGCCAAAGAACUGAUGUAGACACUUCCUCUUCCGACCCAUUGCCACCUCCUCCUCCACCACCGUUACCGUUCCAACAACAUAAUGAGCUGCCGUCAACCACUUCUACUCUACUACAUUCAUUCGUACCUCCUCCACUCCCAGCGGUAAUUAAUCAGUUUUCUAACAAUGAAGUCGGUGACAAGGUGCUGCCUAAUGGUGCAUGUGGAGAAAAUAAAAAGGAAAAUAAGAAACCUUUUGGAGAUAUGAGGAUUGAGGAAGUACUAGCAAAGCGGAAAAGAUACGACUUCUCUUCACGUCGUGAGUGGCAAGAACGUAUCGCAUUGGAAGUGAAAUCAGUUUUAAAACCUGCAUACUCUCUACGACGUAUAAAUAAAGAAGAUUACAAAGAAAUUAUGAAAAAGGCUGUUACUAAGAUUUCACGAAGUGGUACUUCUUCAAUCAAUACAGAAAAAAUAAGCACAUUUGUAAAGCUGUAUAUUGAAAAAUAUCAUCGUAUGCAUAAAAUAAAAGCUCAGGCAACUGCGAAGACAACUGUACAGUGAACGUGUUAUUUUAAUUUCAUUGUAAAUUGUAUAUAAUAUAGAUUAUUUAAUAUAUA